AUGUCCCGUUGGGCCUCGGCGGCGGCGCUGGUCCCGCUGCUCCUCCUGGCGCUGUCCCCUCGGGUCCCGGGCCCCGCGGGCGGCUGCUCCCGGCGGGCGGCCUCCCGCAACGGCUCCUCCGUGGUCCCGCACCCGUUCAUGGUGGCCCUGUACCGCGGGCGGCAGGGGCUGCGGGCCCCGGGGCCCGACGACACCGUCACCGCCUUCGCCGACCGGGCCACGACGGACGACUCGGCGGCCUCGACGGGUCAGACGUUCGUGUUCGACGUGUCCGGCCUGCCGCCGGCCGACGAGGUGGUGGGGGCCGAGCUGAGGGUCCUGCGCCGCCCGACCGACCCGACGCCGCCGACGCCGCCCAUGCUGCCUCCGAUGCUGCUGCUGCUGCAGGGCCUGCCGCCGUCGGGGCCGCCGCUGCCGCUGGCGUCGAGGCCCGCCUGGCCGCUGGGGGGCGCGCCCCGCUGGGAGGCGUUCGACGUGGCGGCGGCCGUGCGGCGCCACCGCCGCGACCCGCGCGCCCGCGCCCGGCCGCUGGGGCUGCGCCUGCGCGUGCUGGCCGGCCCGGCGCGCGCCCCCCGCGCCCCCGCGCCUCGCCGGCUUCGGCCGGCGGGCCCGCCACGAGGGGGCGCUGCUCGUCGUCUCCUCCCGCGCACGCGCGGGCGCCCCGCGACGCCGCCGACGCCGCCGCCGACGCCGCCGCCGUCGGGGCAGCCUGGUGCGCCAGGCCGGGGCGCGCGCCCCCUGGCGGACGGGCGGGGGUCCCCGCCCCCCCGCAAGGCCCGCACCCGCUGCAGCCGCAAGCCCCUGCACGUGGACUUCAAGCAGCUGGGCUGGGACGACUGGAUCAUCGCCCCCCUGGACUACGAGGCCUACCACUGCGAGGGCCCCUGCGACUUCCCCCUGCGCUCGCACCUGGAGCCCACCAACCACGCCAUCAUCCAGACCCUGGUCCACUCCAUGGCCCCCGGCGCCGCGCCCCCCAGCUGCUGCGUGCCCGCCAAGCUCAGCCCCAUCAGCAUCCUCUACAUCGACGCCGCCAACAACGUGGUCUACAAGCAGUACGAGGACAUGGUGGUGGAGACGUGCGGCUGCAGGUAGCCCGCGGACGGGCGGGCGGACGCCUCCUCCCCUCUGCCCUCCCGGCGGAGGCCAGCGAGGCGAGCGGGGCCACGCCGAGGUCCAUCCCGUGGGAGAUGCAGAGGCCUCCCGCCCUCUCCACCCACCACGUGCCAUCCCUACCAAGAUCCUGCCGGAGACGGAAGGACGGGCGGGGGCGAGCGCUUACCGCAGUGUCCCCGCUCGCAGCCGGCGCUCGGUCCGUGCCCUUGACCAUCGUCGAAACCGGCACCUACCGGGGGCCGGGGACCGUCUUUC
Molecule: messenger RNA, 1371 nt
Organism: Tachyglossus aculeatus (Australian echidna)
Lineage: Eukaryota; Metazoa; Chordata; Mammalia; Monotremata; Tachyglossidae
Gene: GDF7
Product: growth differentiation factor 7
Biological process (GO): BMP signaling pathway; SMAD protein signal transduction
Cellular component (GO): extracellular region
Molecular function (GO): cytokine activity; growth factor activity
Source: RefSeq, a predicted model, not a curated record